AUGGAUCAUUUGUAUGUAGUAGCAAUAUUAUUUUCUGUGUUAACUCUGUCAUUGUCCUCCAUUUUCUGCUACUUGAAAUCCUUCCUUAAAAAAUCUCCUCAUUUGCCACCCGGUCCACGUGGGCUUCCAAUCCUCGGAUAUUUGCCGUUUCUCGGCAAAAAUUUUCUCCAAACUUUCACCGAUUUAGGACACAAAUAUGGUCCAAUCUUUAAGAUUUAUCUCGGUAACAAACUUUGUGUUGUGAUAAGUUCACCAUCCCUUGUGAAAGAGGUGGUUCGCAACAAAGACGCGAUUUUUGCUACUCGUGACACUACCGUCGCGGCACUCGUUUCCUUUUACGGCGGAAAAGACAUAAUUUUCUCCAAUCCCAAUUCCCAUUGGGUUUUGAUGAGAAAAAUAUUUAUUCAAGAAAUGAUGAGUCAAACGAGCCUCGACCUCGAGGCAUCGAACGCUCUCCGUAAGGACGUGGUCAGAAAGGCCGUCAGAUUCGUGCAAGCCAACAUGGGGAAGCCCAUUCAAAUUGACCAUUUGACUUUCCAAACAUCACUUCAUCUCGUGACGAACAUGAUGUGGGGCGGGAUAGUGGAAGGGGAACUAGGCGCAAAAAUCGAAGCAGAGUUCUUUGUCCUAGUCUCGAAGAUUCUCGAUUUGUUGGGAAAGCCAAAGGUUUCUGAUUUAUUUCCAGUUCUUGCCAGGUUUGAUAUGCAAGGUAUAAAGAGACAGAUGGAGGGUUACAUGCAAUCCGCGGACACGAUUUUUGAAGCCGUUAUUGCAUAA
Molecule: messenger RNA, 777 nt
Organism: Erythranthe guttata (spotted monkey flower)
Lineage: Eukaryota; Viridiplantae; Streptophyta; Magnoliopsida; Lamiales; Phrymaceae
Source: RefSeq, a predicted model, not a curated record